UCAUACUUUGUCCCCUGCUUCUGCCUCUGUCCCAGGCAGGAUGCUGGGAUGCUUUCAGCCUGAUUUCAUAAGUCCAUUCUUAUCCUUCAGCCACUUGGGUGCCUGAAUGUCCAGGCAGGUGUCUAAUACCUCAUAUCCAGUCUCUCCAUCUCUCCUAUUGUCAGGCACAGCCUGACUCAUGUCCCCUUCCUUCCAUUUGGCCAUGUCAUUUCUAAAUCACCUUCCUUCCCUAUUCCCCACCCAUGCGUAUGGAUUUCUUUUCCCCAAUGGCCACGUCUUCCCCUUCUUCGAAAUCAUUUGCAGAAAGCUAACGUCAAUUUGGUUUAAUUAAAGCCCCUGUGCUUUUAUCAUGUCUUUAAAUCACUUCCUUCAAGCAAUCUUUGUAUGAAAUUAUCACUUUGUCAAAGCACGAUCCCAAAGCACAGCUCGGGGCACAGUGGGAAGCACACAAAGGGAAAGCCGGGAGGCUCGGUAAGUUUGGGUGAGCUGUUUGCUCAAAGCUGCCGAACCCACCCCUCAAAGACCUUUAUUUCCCCCUGCGGCAGCUGUCAUCUGAUCCCACGCCCUGGCUCUGAAUGGGGCUCUCUGAGGAUGCCAGAUGUUGGGAACAAAGGUCUAAAAAUAAUCUUCACAAAUAACCUUCCCAUCUAUCACUGUAGGAGAGCGCGUGCUUUGUGCAGACAUGCGAGCCGAGAACCUGAGCUAACUUGGACUAAAGAAGUUCAACAGCAGCUCCUGGCUUGUGGGCUCGGGUGUUUAUUUUUCCCUUCCCCUUUCCCUUCCCAGAAGCUGCGCAGGGAAAAGCGGCUCUCAGCAGCGGUCAGCCCUCACUCUCCCUCCCUCCCUGUAUCACUCCCUAUCCUCACGAAGGCUCUGAUCGCCUGGAUCUCCAAAGCCAGGCUGCUUACUUGAUCUCUCCUUGGGAAAAUGGAUUCCAGGCUGCUGUCAGAGAUGCGUUUCUGUAAAAAGAUCCUCACGGCAGCCUUAUGUGUCUUAGUUUUGCUGCCAGACUCGGGCUGUGCAAGGAAUCUCUGGAAGCGUGCUCUGCAUCUGAAAAUGACAGAGAAAUACGACGAUUAUGAGUACCCCCUUCAUUCUCACAGUUCCCACUACCAGAAGAACGAUCGGUGUCCCCCUCCACCCCAGACCUUGCCUGAGCGAGCCUGCGAGGUGCCAAGCUGCCGCUCGGACUCCGAGUGUGAGAGGCACAAGCGCUGCUGCUACAACGGGUGCAUCUAUGCCUGCCUGGAGUCUGUACAGCCACCGCCAGUCUUAGACUGGUUGGUUCAGCCCAAACCUCGCUGGCUGGGCGGAAAUGGGUGGCUUUUGGAUGGCCCAGAGGAAGUCUUACAAGCUGAGGCCUGCAGUACCACUGAGGAUGGAGAUGAGCCUCUGCAUUGCCCCACUGGCUAUGAAUGCCAUAUCAUCAACCCUGGUAAUGUGGCUGAAGGAAUCCCUAACAGGGGACAGUGCAUCAAGCUCCGAGGAAAUCCAGAUGGACGCAGCCUGAGGCAUAAGUAUUACAAAGAAUACUUUGGGAGCAGUUCCAACAAUGUGGUCAGCUAUGUGAAAAACCAGCAGAAGCAUUUAGGCUAAUCAAAGGUGUGCCAGGCUGGACCGCUCUGUUAAGCAGCUGUCAAGGAAUGCUUUACCCAACAGUUUUCUAGGUUUUGGAAGAACUCUGGUCCCAAAUCUCCAUGGCCACAACUCCAGCAUUACCCCAAUCCCUGCUCAUCCAUGAUAAAAGGCUUCAUUCUCCAAGGCGCACAAUGAAUCUAGAUUUUAAACCUACCAGAAGGGGGAGAAAUGUGAUCCUCUGAAAGAAACCACACUGUUUAUGAGCUGCCCUUCUACCAAUGAAAUGCAAAUACUUCCAAGUGGAUCCCUAUAAACCACAGUGCCAUUGACAGGCUGCUGGAACAAAACCUGCCCUUUACGUACGUGUUAUGUGACUGAUUCAGGUUUCAUGACCACAAACAUAACUCAGGAUUAUAAAACAAAGUGACGUCAGAAUUGCACCUAAAUACCAUAUCUCAAUUGCAUUAUAAUAGGCAAGACUGUAAGACUAAAGG
Messenger RNA from Neopsephotus bourkii (Bourke's parrot), 2072 nucleotides. It is a transcript of the gene WFDC1, whose product is annotated as WAP four-disulfide core domain 1. The coding region runs from base 928 to 1596 and encodes 222 amino acids. Gene Ontology annotation, biological process: regulation of cell growth. Lineage: Eukaryota; Metazoa; Chordata; Aves; Psittaciformes; Psittacidae. The transcript is spliced from 7 exons. Gene Ontology annotation, molecular function: peptidase inhibitor activity. Gene Ontology annotation, cellular component: extracellular region. The record is from RefSeq and is a predicted model, not a curated record.